AUGGAUCACAACGCCACGCCGCGUAGCCGCCCGGGCCUCAAGUUUGCCACGAACCGCGUCUACCAGGCGUCACCUCUCAAUCCCAACAAGCGCCUGUCCACCCCCCAGACUGCGCCGUCGCGCAAGACCCUCCACCGCGAUGAGCCCGCGACGGGCACCUUCGACAGCCACUCUUCAUCCGUCUCUGCCUCGCGCAAUAUUUUCCGAUCCUCCUCCAUCAGCAACAACUCCUCUACAACUCCCUUUGCUCCCAAGCUGCCAGCCGACACGAGGACCAAGGUCUUCGCCCCUGGCGGUACCCCCGUCUCCCAAAAGGUCUACCGGGACGUGACAGCGCAGGCGACACCGCGCGGCAUGAUGGCCAAAUCGACGUCGGCCGAGCUCUUCACCAUGCGCAUCCCCUCCCCGCCGCCCGAGCUCUCGGGCGAGGCUCUCGCCAAGAAGGUUCCCUCGCAUCUCGACUCCAAGGGCACCGUCUACGCCGACCAGUUCCUCCAGGAAUACGUCCCUCGCGAGUAUGACGACCUGCAGCGCCGUCAGCUCUUCUGCAUUCUCGAUCUGCGCCGUCUGAAGCAUUCGGCAAAUGAAGUGUUUGCGAAGAAAGACUGGAAGCUGAACAUUAUGAACUUUGCCAAGGAGUUUGAGAAGAGCAGGAGCUUGAUCAUGCUGCGUUAUGGUCUCUAUGAAUUCAAAAACGUCAAGCCCUCUGGUGACGUCCUCCGAAAAUGGCGGGCUGCGCACGGCCUGCCCGACGAAGAGGAAGGUGCUUCCACGCCGGUCAAGCAGAAUGGCGCCAAGUCGGGCUCCUCGAAGCGCAAGGCCGACGAUGACCUGAGGUCGGCCGAUGCAUCCUCGUCCGCGGCACCUCUGUCGGCGAACAAGAAGCGCGCAUUCGACAAGAAUGAGGCGCCCUCUGCCACGCCUGCCCCGAGCAACAACAAGAGGAAGGCUUCUGUCAGCGACGAGGCCGAGGAAAGCCAGCCUUCCAAGCAGCAGAAGUCGUCAACGCCCUCCGCCACGAGGUCCAUGUUCGAGAGCGCUUUCAACAAUAAGCCAUCGACGAGCUCGACACCCCCGCAAGGUACGACGCAGUCAUCCGCACCCGCUUCGGCACCAAAACCGAACCCCUUUGCUCCCGUCUCCAAGCCCGCCGACGUUGCUGCGGCUCGUUCCGUCUUUGAAAAUCUGAAACAAUCCGAAGGCCCGGGUAACAUCUUUGGAUACCUCUCCGAUACAAGCGCGAAGAAUAGUGGAGUGGAUGCUGAUGCUGAAAGCGAGUCAGACUCGGAAGAGGACGAGGCCGACACGCAGGAUACCGGUCGUCAGAGCGACGAGCCCAGCGUCGUCGCCAGCGGCGGGGCCGACACGCCGUCGUCGCAACCGGCGAGCAGCCUCUUGGCGCCUCAAAAGUCUCUCUUCCCGAGCGCGCCCUCGGCCGCGGCCUCUAGGGAAUCCACGCCGGGUCGAAGCCUGUUCGACCGCGUCACCAAGGACCAGACCGGGGAACCUGUGCGCGCGGGCUCUGUCGAGACAAGCAAGAGCAUCGAGCCCACCAGCGCCGCAACCGAGGCCAGGGCUGCGAGCCCGGUCAAGGAAGCUCCUGCUGCACCAGUCAAUGCCACCUGGACGCCCGACACGCCGAUCAAGUUUGGUGCCGCUGCCCCGGCUGGUGCCGCGGCCCCGGCUAGUGCCGCGAGCCACAUCUUUGGAAGCUCGACCACCAACGGAAGCUCGCUCUUUGGCGCGGCCAAGUCGACGCCGUCUCCUGCCUCCAGCCUCUUUGGAGCGCCAACGCAGCAGGACGCCCCAGCCAAGGAGCAGCCGGCUCCGGCCAAGUCCGCGUCAGCGGAACCAGACAAGUCGGGCGAGUCCGACAAGGAGAACGACUCCCAGCCUGCACCCAAGCCACUCUUUGGCGGGUUUGCUCCCAAGCCAGCUGAGUCUGCCAGCGCUUCGUCCCUGUUCCAGCCAAAGCCCAGCGUCGAGUCGGCCCCCAAGGCUGCGACGCCUACCUUCACCUUUGGUGCCCCCAAGGCCGACGAGACCAAGGCCUCCACGCCCCCAGCGUCCGGCCUGUUUGGCGCGCAGGACAAACCAAAGGACUCAGUCUUGGAGUCGUCUACUCUGUUUGGAGGAUCCAGCAAGCCUGCCGGUUCCAACGCGACACCGGCGGCCGAGCCACCCAAGUCCAACCUUUUCGGGUCUGCCGCCGGUUCGGCGCCCUCGACCCUUUUCGGGUUGUCGUCUCAGCCGACUGCGAACGCGUCAAGCCUCUUCGGAUCGUCAUCGCAAACGAAUGCCAACGCCUCGAGCCUUUUCGGUGCGAAGCCGUCGACGGGAAGCGAUGCCGGAAGCAACGGCGCCUCCAGCCUCUUCAGCAAGCCCACGACACCCACGCCUCCUCCCAGCUUUGGCGCCGGCACCGCCAAGCCCUUCACCUUCGGUGCUACUAGCGCAGGUGACGCCGCGCCCUCCCAGACGAACAACCUCUUCGGCGCCGCCUCCAAGACCCUCUCGCCACCUUCCGCCUCCAACGCUCCCAUCUUUGGCGGCAGCCCGAUGAAGCAGGACGACAAGUCUGGUGAGCCGCCGGCCAAGAAGGCCUUUGGUGGCUCCUCCACCGAGCCGUCGUCGACAACGCCGUUCAGCUUUGGCGGCGCGUCGAGCACUCCUGCGCCUGCGGGCAACCUGUUCGGGGCCGCGUCCCAGCCUCAAGGACAAGCAUCCGCAAAUUCUUCCUUCACAUUCGGCAGCGGUGGCGACAGCGGCGCGGCCUCUUUCAACAACCCCUUCAGCUUCGGCAGCACCGGUGCGACGGCGGCGCCAUCGCCUGCCCCGUCCGGUGGCAUGUUCAACUUUGGCGCAGGAUCCUCAGCGCCGGCAGCCCCGACGUCGGGGAACGCUUCGCCCUUCCAGUUUGGCGCCGGCGGCACGUCGCCUGCCGUCGCAUCGGCCAACUCGCCCUUCCAGUUCGGCGCCUCGCAGCCGGCACAGCCCGCAUCCGCGACAACCAACGCGGGAAUGUUCAAUUUUGCCGAGAACGGGGGCAUCAAUGCAGUCGCUCAGCUACACAUCAGCGUCCGAGAAGGGCUGAAAGGGGCAGAGGCGUGUUUGUGGAGAGUGGAGCGAGGGGACGGCCCAAAAUUGAGAGACAGGGGGAGACAGAGGGACUGGUGCAAGUGA
This is a messenger RNA of Verticillium dahliae VdLs.17, 3183 nucleotides long. RefSeq lists its product as uncharacterized. The record is from RefSeq and is a predicted model, not a curated record. NCBI's taxonomy places the organism in Eukaryota, Fungi, Ascomycota, Sordariomycetes, Glomerellales, Plectosphaerellaceae. The transcript has a single exon. The coding region runs from base 1 to 3183 and encodes 1060 amino acids.